This is a messenger RNA of Cyphellophora attinorum, 549 nucleotides long. RefSeq lists its product as uncharacterized. The transcript has 2 exons. NCBI's taxonomy places the organism in Eukaryota, Fungi, Ascomycota, Eurotiomycetes, Chaetothyriales, Cyphellophoraceae. The coding region runs from base 1 to 549 and encodes 182 amino acids. The record is from RefSeq and is a predicted model, not a curated record.
AUGUCCUUCCCCACAUCCCCUGCCUUCGUCCACACCGGCGACUGGGAUGCCGAGACCCGCAAACACCCCGCCAUGGAGUUCUUCGAGCGCUACACCAACACCCUCGACUCCGGCCUCCAGACGAUGGGCUCUCAACUCAACGACUGGCAUACUCCUGACUUCGAGUACGUCGCGGCCAACGGUAGUUCCACAAAGGGCACCCAAGAGGCCUUCAACGCUCUAUCCCAGAGCUACGCUCCGUUGGCCAAAUUUCAUCAUGAGCCAUUCUUCCUCAUCGCUAUUGAAUCAGGAAAUAGUGGAGAUUACGAGAUGAUCGGGUGCGCGACUGUAUAUAUCAACCUGCCGGGCAAAGAGGAGGAGAAAAAGGUCAAGGAUGGAAAAGGCGAGAGUUGGGAGAUGAGUCUGCCUGGCGCGUUCAAGUUUUAUUAUAAAAAGGAGGGCCAGGGUUUCAAGUUGAAGCAGACGCAGGUCUUUAGUGACUCUGGACCGGUGGUCAUGGGGCUGUUGAAGAAGGGAGCCAUGACUCCGCAGCAGCUUGGGCUGGCUUGA